AUGGAGUUUGGACACAUGGCCAGGCAGUGCAGGAGCGAGACUGACCGAUCCAAGAUGUGCCGGAGAUGCGGUAAGGAGGACCACCUCGCCAAGGAUUGCGAAUUGGAUCCUAAGUGCAUGAUCUGCAAGGGCAAGACUGGAGACUGGAGGCAUCUAAACCUCAACCACUGCGAGGCGGCCCAGGCACUCCUGAGCCAGGACACCAAGGAGAGGAGACCAGACGUGGUCCUGGUAUGUGAACCCUACAAACCCGUACCAGGAAGUGGAUGGAUACAGAGCAAGUGUAGGAAGGCCGCGAUCUGGGGCGUGCGGACCCCGCCACUGGAUACUGACGUAUCCAGGGAGGGCUUCGUGCGAGCCAGACUUAGCGGCGUAACUUUCUACAGCUGCUACGCACCGCCGAGCUGGGAGCUGCCACGGUUCCAAGCCAUGCUGGGAAACAUUGCUGAAGACUCCCGCGGAAGGGCACCCUUCGUCAUAGCAGGGGACUUCAAUGCUUGGGCCGUAGAAUGGGGCAGCAAAGAGACCAACACAAGAGGGUACUGCCUGUUGGAACAGUUCUCGUCUCUGGAUGUUGGGCUGGCUAACGACGGAGCUAGGGUGACGUUUUGCAGGAGAGUGGGGGACCACCAGGCAAUCCACUUCGAGCUUGGACGACCCAACAGAGGUCGCAGUAAGCCGAAACUAACGGGCCCGAAAUGGAAGGAUAGCCUCUUGGACGUCGCAUCCUUCUCGGACUCCAUAAGGCAAUGCGAGUGGAGCCCAGCUGGCAACUCAGCGGAGUACGCAGCAAGGGAACUGACGCAGCGGAUCGUUGACGCAUGCAACGCAUUGAUGCCUAAGAGGAAGCCGUCUCUACGGGGAACACCCUGCUACUGGUGGACGCAGGAGAUUGCCGAACUUAGGAGCGCCUGCCUCAGAACGAGAAGACGCGCCCACCGAGCGAGAGGCCGCCAGGACUUCGAAAAUAGGCAAGCAGAAUUCCGAAUGGCGAAACAGGAGCUAAAAGUAGCCAUCAAAAAGAGCAAAAGCGACAGCUUCCGCCGCAUCUGCGACGAAGCAGAUGUUGAUCCGUGGGGCACUGCAUACAAGGUAGUCACCAAGAGGAUCAGAGGAGUAAGCGCACCGACACCCACAUGCCCCGAGUUGCUGCGACAUAUAGUGACAGCACUGUUUCCCAGGCAUCCACAGAGGGCAAGCCAAGCCCAGGAGGAGGUAACCGAAGCUACCAGGAGGGUCGGGGACAGGAAAGCGCCAGGGCCAGAUGGAAUUCCCAACAGGGCCCUAAAGCUCGCAGUGGCCAUCCGACCCGAACUCUUUGUCGACGCCUUUAACAGCUGA
Messenger RNA from Drosophila obscura, 1341 nucleotides. RefSeq lists its product as uncharacterized. Lineage: Eukaryota; Metazoa; Arthropoda; Insecta; Diptera; Drosophilidae. The coding region runs from base 1 to 1341 and encodes 446 amino acids. The transcript is spliced from 3 exons. Gene Ontology annotation, molecular function: zinc ion binding; catalytic activity; nucleic acid binding. The record is from RefSeq and is a predicted model, not a curated record.